AACAUACCUCGGUGGUUAGUGACAAAAACUUAAGCUCCAACCAAAAGUGUUUUAUAUAAAUAACCUCCCAUCAUCAACUACAAGCAUUAUCGAUUCAGACACCAUACUGUUCUAAAUUUCUAAUUUCCUUUCUUAUUUCCAACCUUCCAAGAAAAAUGGCAAUGCUCAGCCCUAAGAAACUCAUCAAGAUGGCCAGGAGAUGGCGAAAGUUUGCAGCCAUGCAGAGGAGGAGGAUUUCGUUUCCAAGAAAUGACAGUAAUGCAGACGGUUGCAGUACAUCCUCAUCCUAUACAGUUGAAAAAGGCCAUUUUGUAGUCUAUACAAUUGAUCAAAGGCGCUAUGCAUUUCCCUUGACUUACCUUGAAAAUGAGGUCGUUAGGAAACUUUUAAGCGCUUGCGAAGAAGAGUUUGGACUACAAAGUAGUGACCCUAUUAUAUUACCCUGUGAUUCAACCUUCAUGGACUAUAUCAUUUCACUAAUCAAGAAAAGUGUUCUUCACAACGCAUUGCUCCUCACAAUACCUUCAUGUUGCUCCUCAACUUCUUCUUGCCACCAAGAAGCUGGAAGUCAACAGAUUCUUGUUAAUUGAGUCAUGAAAUCAUGUUUUUGUAAUGUUAGCUCAAAAUAGAUUGUAUAGCAAUUAGCAGGUGAAAGUAGGCAACUGAAAGCUUGUAUUAUUACAGAUUGGAAUAGAGCUUGUCUUGAAAUUAACAUUCUCAUCUUGGAGUAACACUGUUAUCUUAUUUGAAGAAAAGAACUUUGUCCAUCGAAAUUUACAGACAUAUGA
Molecule: messenger RNA, 788 nt
Organism: Capsicum annuum
Lineage: Eukaryota; Viridiplantae; Streptophyta; Magnoliopsida; Solanales; Solanaceae
Product: auxin-responsive protein SAUR68
Exons: 1
Coding region: 156-590 (144 amino acids)
Biological process (GO): response to auxin
Source: RefSeq, a predicted model, not a curated record